Molecule: messenger RNA, 1528 nt
Organism: Moneuplotes crassus
Lineage: Eukaryota; Ciliophora; Spirotrichea; Euplotida; Euplotidae
Source: the annotation of a GenBank genome assembly
AGAUAGCAUGAAUUCAGAUUCACAAAUUUGUAUUAUAGUGAGACUCAUAAAAGAGAAACAUCUGCCUCUGAUAGUAAACAAAACAGACACUGUAACUAAAUUGAAGCAGUUAAUCUCUGAGAUAAAGUCAUUUCCUGAUACAACUCGCCUAUUACUGAAUUGUGGAGGAAAACACUUAAUCAAAGAAAACAACACUUUAGAGGAAUACGGAGUACAAGAGAACUCAACCAUCUUUUGUGUUCACAGGUUAUGUAAUUCUCCUCGCAAACUGAAUAUUUAAACCUAAAUCAAUAAAUCCAAAAAUAUCUAUUCAAGUUUUAACAAUAACUGGAGAAAAAAUCAUUAUUCUGAUACACAAAACUGAUACUGUCAUGAAGCUCCGAGAAAGAAUUUUCACAAAGAAAUCAUUGAUCGAACCUCAAUUUCCAGUUCUAAUAUUCCAGUCACAAUUUCUCACAGAGGAUACCAAGAAAUUAUCAGACCUCGGCUUCAAAAACAACUCAUCAGUAUUCUGAAUCAUCAAAUCAAGCAAACUACUUGAGUGUCUAAUAUGUCUCUGAGAGUCAGAACCUGAUGCAGACUGUAUUACAUGUCCAAGAGGACACUACAUUUGCAGUGGAUGUACACCAUCAUCUCUAGAGAAUAUAUUUGCUUCACCAGAGGCAGAAAUUCCUGUGAGAUGUCCUGAUUGAAAAGAGUUGAUAGAUACUGGUAUAGUAGAGAAGCACUUAUAUAACAAUGAAAUCUUUAAAGAAAAUAGCCUUUUCCUCUAAAAAUAUACGAAUGCUACAGUGAACUUGCCACGAAGGACCCAAAGGUCUACAGGGCUCAUAUUUGCCCAUUAAAUUGUGGCUACCCUGAAAUUGUUGAGAUAGAAAACGACUGAAUCCCUCUGUUCGUCUGCCAGAGAAAAGGCUGCGAGAAAGUUAGCUGUAAAACAUGCCAUGAAGAGAUUAAGACUCCUGACUCCGAACGCCUGAAUGAAGAAGAAUACAACGAAAUAACAAAACAAAUGAACAAGCACUUCACUUGUUACGACAGUAAGAUUUUAAAGGAAGAAUGGGAGGAGAUCUUAAUGAAAGGAUCUUCUCGAUCAUGACCUAAGUGUGGAUAUGGAGGAAUUAAAGAUGAAAACUGUACCCAUAUCAUUUGUGCCAAAUGCUCUACUAUGUGGUGUUAUUUCUGUGGGCUUAGUGAAAAAGACUGAGACAAAGACCCUGAAAUUGCAGCAAGGAGCACUAAAAAGAUUUUUGGACAUAACAAAAAUUGGGAAACCAAUGCUAAAAGAUGUCCUCUAUUUAUUACGAAAAUAGUCAAAAUAGAUUCUAGAUAUAGUUCAAAGGAUGAGAAAUGACAAAAGGUCUUCCAUAAGCUCAUCCUAUAUACUGAAGUGAGAAACUUUAUCAAUAAGCAUGGUAUGAAAGCUUAUAAAGGACUCAUGAAGCAGUUCCCCCCUCUAGCAGAUCACGGAAUUGAUAUUAAAAAGGCGAUGAGUGUAGAUUUGACCAUGAUUAAGAGGAAGUCUUAA